This is a messenger RNA of Salvia hispanica, 1356 nucleotides long. Its product is annotated as transcription factor bHLH30-like. Gene Ontology annotation, biological process: regulation of DNA-templated transcription. The record is from RefSeq and is a predicted model, not a curated record. Gene Ontology annotation, molecular function: DNA-binding transcription factor activity; protein dimerization activity. NCBI's taxonomy places the organism in Eukaryota, Viridiplantae, Streptophyta, Magnoliopsida, Lamiales, Lamiaceae.
GCUAUCAUUCGAUACAAGGAUAAAAAGGCCUCCCCCCCUCUCCACUCUCUUCACCAUUCACCAAAAUCUCCACUACUUUAAUCUCUCAAAGCCUGUCCAACAACAAGAAGAAGAAUAACAAAAAAUAAAUCAACCUUUACUCAUAACCAAAGAGAGAUGCAACAAGAAAACAGUGGGGAUGUAUACAUGGGAGAUGGAUCGGCUCUAACUUUCCCUGACGUGUCACAAAUCCUGCCGUGGGCGCUGCCGCCGGUUCACACCUUCAACCCGGUCAAUUUCGCAACCCGGGAGCACGACCCGUUCCUGCUCUCGGGCGCGGGGCAGGUGGCCUACGGCGGCAUGUUCAAGUCGGGCUACGAGCCGCAGCUCCUGGGGCACUCGGGCGCGCCCUUUGGCCUGCACGCGGAGCUACAGAAGCUCUCCGCGCAGGAAAUCAUGGAUGCCAAGGCGCUGGCGGCGUCCAAGAGCCACAGCGAGGCGGAGAGGCGGCGGAGGGAGAGAAUCAACAACCAUCUUGCUAAGCUAAGAAGCUUGCUCCCUAACACAACCAAAACGGAUAAAGCCUCAUUGCUGGCGGAGGUGAUUCAGCACGUGAAGGAGCUGAAGCGGCAGACAUGUGUGAUAGCGGAGACGAAUCCCGUUCCGACGGAGAUGGACGAAUUGACGGUGGACAAUGCGAACGAAGAAGACGGAAAAUGGGUGAUCAGAGCUUCGAUCUGCUGCGAGGAUCGAUCGGAUUUGCUGCCGGAGCUGAUCAAGACGCUCAAGGCGUUGAAGCUGAGGACGCUGCGAGCCGAGAUCACGACGCUCGGGGGGAGAGUGAGGAAUGUGCUGUUCAUCACCGGAGACGAGGAGGAGGAGGAAGAGGAGGAGGUGGACGAGGAGCGUUGCAUCGCCUCGAUUCACGACGCGCUUAAGGGAGUGAUGGAGAGGUCGUCCAACGCCGAUGAGGCCGCGGCGAGUGUGAAGAGGCAAAGGACUAAUGUCAAUAUUCGUGAUCACUACAGGUCUUAUUAAUUAAGGAGUUAUUAUUUAUUUGAUGCUUUGUUGUUUGGUGCAUGUUUAGGUUUUUGUUGGGUUUGUUUGGUUUUGUUUGUGUGGUUUUUGGGGUUUUUUCGGUAUCUAAUUGUACAAAUGUGGGGGAAAGAAAUCAAAGCCUAUUAUAGAAACUUUGGAUUUGGGAGGGUUUCUUGCUUCAUUAUGCUAGGAUUAAUAGUGUGAUGUUUGAGGCUUCAAGGUCUAGUCUCCUAUAUUAAUAUGGAUGAUGAAUUGUGUAUAUAUGGUUUGAAAUUAUGUAUUCAAGUGCAAGAUUUUUAGUUGCACUAAUUUGAAUGAGGAGUAUGUAAUUUCAACGCU